GAGAGGUCUAAUGGGCACCUUCAAUGAGAGGGCAGAGAAACUGAUGACUAAACUUACAGAUAUCGCUGAUAGCAAAACAGAGGCCCACAUGCUGCGUCUGGUCAACUUUGUUACCCUUGAUGUUAUUGCUAAGGUUGCUUUCGGUGUGGAUUUGGACCAGCUGAAGGAUAGUUCAGUUUUCCCGAAAGCCAUCGAAAUGUGUUUGAAAGGGAUGGUGCACUACAUCAUAAACAGCUUUUUUAAGUACAACCCAAAGAACCGACCGUUCAUAAAGGAAGUGAGGGAUGCAUGCCGCCUGCUGCGCACAACCGGAGCUCAGUGGAUUCAAAGCAGAAAGACCGCCAUGCAAAACGGCGAAGACGUCCCCAAGGACAUCCUCACACAGAUCAUCAAAACAGCUGGCAAAGAGGAAACCAUGACGGAAGAAGAUGAAGAGUUGAUGUUGGACAAUUUUGUGACAUUUUUCAUUGCAGGGCAAGAAACAACAGCUAACCAACUGGCCUUUUGCAUCAUGGAACUUUCAAGACAUCCUGAAAUACUGGAGAAAGUGAAGAACGAGGUGGAUGAUGUCAUUGGAAUGAAACAGGACAUCAGUUAUGACGAUCUGGGGAAAUUGGUCUACCUAUCACAGGUACUUAUCAUAAGGGUUGGGUACUGAUCACCUUUGAAUCGA
Molecule: messenger RNA, 673 nt
Organism: Epinephelus lanceolatus (giant grouper)
Lineage: Eukaryota; Metazoa; Chordata; Actinopteri; Perciformes; Serranidae
Source: RefSeq, a predicted model, not a curated record